Trichoderma asperellum CBS 433.97 is the source of this 1824-nucleotide messenger RNA. RefSeq lists its product as uncharacterized. Gene Ontology annotation, biological process: GPI anchor biosynthetic process. Lineage: Eukaryota; Fungi; Ascomycota; Sordariomycetes; Hypocreales; Hypocreaceae. Gene Ontology annotation, cellular component: glycosylphosphatidylinositol-N-acetylglucosaminyltransferase (GPI-GnT) complex; membrane. The record is from RefSeq and is a predicted model, not a curated record.
UCUAAUUCUAUAACCAGCAAAAGCAGCCGUCACCAAAUUUCAAAACACCCGCUAGGACCACCCUAUUGCGCCUCGCCCAGUCAGUUUAGCGAGAUCCGGCGAUAGGCGACGGACGGGGGGGCUGGGCUGGGGAGGGUCUGCAUAAAGAACAAAAUUCACAAGCAAAUCGGGGGAGAGAGAAAAGAGAGAGAGAGAGAGAGAGAGUCAUGCCCUCGCCGACUGACGACGAAACGCCGUUUCCUGCGCUGAGCCACUCCGCGAGCCUCAGCGCGCUGGAUCGCUCGCACCUAUCGCCCCACGAUGCCUUCACGUAUCCGCUGCGGCAGGCCUACGAUGGCGACGGCGCGGCCGAUCCGCUAUCCCAUUUGAGGCACCUGAAGGAUGACCGUAGCAGGAGCCGGAGGCGCAAGAGGGCUUGGAAGAAGCUCAUGUGGGUGAAGCAGUCGUAUCCAGACAACUAUACCGAUCAGGCAACAUUUCUCGAAAACUUACAACGCAACCCGAGACUGAAACCCUACGACUUCUGGCCGCUGGUGGCCGACUCGACCGUCAUCCUGCAGCACGUCUGCUCCGUCAGCCUCUUCGUCGUGUGCUUCGUCGGCAUCUACCAGGAGCGCGUCUCGCCCGUCUCGCUCGUCGGCGGGAGCACCUUUGCGACGUUUCUCGGCUGGAUCCUGUGGGAGCGAUGGGUCUCGGAGGAAAUGAACCAGGAGGAGGAGGUGAGCGCGAGCGGCAUCGCGGCCUCUGCGACCAAGAGCGAGAGCAUACGGCGGCGGGCUCGCGCAGCUAGCAUUCGUCGGCCCAUCAUUACACCACGCAUCACGUCCGUUACGCCGAGUAGCAGCAGUCGUCCUUCGUCCGAGGCGGCCUCCUCAAGGCCAUCUGCUGGCAAUUCGACGGUCAAUAUUCAGAUUCAGAUUCCAGAGAGCGAGCGGUUGCGGACAAGCCGCCCAGCUCACCACUCUUCUACUACCACUUCUCCCUCUUCGACCAACUCUCCGGCUUCUCCUACUUCUCCUACUUCCCCUACUUCGCCUACGUCAUCUACGUCACCUAUAUCGCCCAUAUCACUCAAGGAGCCUUCUCAGAAUGCAACUGGCGCGGACGGCGGCCAGCCGUUGCUGCGCAGAGCCAGCUCAGAUGUGAUUCCGGACUUUGCGCCAAUCCCCAACGAGGCGAAUCGGCUGCACCAGCGUCUCGGGACGAUCAAGUCAGCCAUACUGAUUUACUGCACGCUCCUCGGCCUCAGCCCCAUCCUCAAAUCCCUUACGCAAUCCACGUCGAGCGACAGCAUAUGGGCCAUGUCCCUCUGGCUGCUCGCCAUCAACAUCUUCUUCUUCGACUACUCGGGCGGCGUGGGCGCAAAGUUCCCCGCCUCGCUAUCUACCAACGCGGCCCUGAUGGCCUCGACCGUGCUGGCCAGCCGGCUGCCCUCCACAAAGCAGGUCUUUUGCCUGACGCUCUUCAGCAUCGAGGUGUUUGGCCUAUUCCCCGUGUUCAGGCGCUACGUCCAGCACCGCAGCUUCCGGCAGCACGCCAUCCUCACGGUGCUGCUGAUCCUCGGGGCGGGAUGGGGCGUGGGCGUGGUGAUGCGCGAGCCCAGCCCGGACUACUGGCCGUGGAAGCGCGGCCUCGGCGGCAUGGUUGUGAGCGUGCUGAUUGCGGCGAUUGCGACGGGCGGGUGCAGCUGGUGGCUGAUUGGGCUGCAGAGGUAUAAGAAUGAGAUUCGAGGGCCUUGGGAUCCGGCGAGGCCUAUUAUCAUGAGCAGGCAGCGGUGGGAAAAUUAGUGAUGUCUUCUUUUUCUCCUCUUUUUUUUUUUUUUUU